Dromaius novaehollandiae (emu) is the source of this 2737-nucleotide messenger RNA. RefSeq names its product hes related family bHLH transcription factor with YRPW motif 2 (gene HEY2). Gene Ontology annotation, biological process: regulation of transcription by RNA polymerase II; circulatory system development; Notch signaling pathway. Gene Ontology annotation, cellular component: nucleus. The coding region runs from base 342 to 1211 and encodes 289 amino acids. Gene Ontology annotation, molecular function: protein dimerization activity; RNA polymerase II cis-regulatory region sequence-specific DNA binding; DNA-binding transcription factor activity, RNA polymerase II-specific. The record is from RefSeq and is a predicted model, not a curated record. NCBI's taxonomy places the organism in Eukaryota, Metazoa, Chordata, Aves, Casuariiformes, Dromaiidae. The transcript has 5 exons.
GGGGCCGGGCCGCGGCCGCGCUGCAGCCUCCCGGCCGCGCUCCGCUUCGCGGCAAGGUUUUGCCCCUCCGCAGGUCGAGGCGACCCCCGUGCGCGGCCCCGCAGCGCGGCCCCGAGCGCCCGGUGGCUCCGCGAAACUUGCCAUUUCCCACCGCAUCCUGACAAAAAAUAGUCGCUGGCCAGGCUGAGCACCCGGAAUAAAUCAGCACCGGUCGGAAGCGUCCUCAGGAGAGUAAGCGGUGAUCCAGCGGUUGAAUGGCAACUGCAGCAAGUUCUGUAAGCUGAGGGCAAAGCAAUAGUUCUGUGAUUCGAUCAAAUUCCCCAACAACAACAUCUCAGAUUAUGGCCAGAAAGAAAAGGAGAGGGAUUAUAGAGAAAAGGCGCCGUGAUCGUAUAAAUAACAGUUUAUCUGAGCUGAGGAGGCUUGUGCCAACUGCUUUUGAAAAACAAGGAUCUGCCAAAUUAGAAAAAGCGGAAAUAUUGCAAAUGACAGUGGAUCAUCUGAAGAUGCUUCAGGCGACUGGAGGUAAAGGUUAUUUUGACGCUCAUUCGCUGGCCAUGGAUUUCAUGAGCAUCGGUUUCCGGGAGUGCUUGACCGAAGUAGCGAGGUACCUGACCUCGGUGGAAGGCCUCGACACGUCCGACCCACUGCGUGUGAGGCUCGUCUCUCACCUGAGCACCUGUGCCUCUCAGCGGGAAGCUGUCGCCAUGACCUCAUCCAUGGCCCACCACCACCACCCGUUGCACCCGCACCACUGGACGGCUGCCUUCCACCACCUGCCGGCCGCGCUCCUGCAGCAGAGCGGACUUCACUCCUCCGAGGCGGCCCCGUGCAGACUCUCCUCCGAGGUGCCCCCGCACGGCUCAGCCUUCCUCACGGCCACCUUCGCCCACACUGACGCCGCACUUCGGGUCCCCGCCGCUGGCAGUGUCGCUCCCUGCGUCCCACCUCUCUCUACCUCUCUCUUGUCUCUCUCGGCUACUGUUCACGCUGCUGCCGCCGCGGCCACGGCGGCCGCCCAGAGCUUCCCCCUGUCCUUCACGGGAGCCUUCCCCAUGCUGCCCCCCAGCGCUGCUGCUGCUGCCGUGGCGGCCGCCACGGCCAUCAGCCCGCCGCUAGCCGUGGCCGCAACAUCCAGUCCGCCGCAGACCGGCAGCGGAGGGAGUAGCAAACCGUACCGGCCCUGGGGGACUGAAGUCGGAGCUUUCUAAGGCCCCCCAGCCCCUCUCCCGCCCACUUCUGGCUCCCUCCUGUCCCCAAGCACACGUGUGCACGCGCACACACACGCACACACACACACGUGCGCCUCCAUUGGACCGUGCGCGUCUCAGUGUCCUCCCUCUUCAGCCAAGGGCUGUGUGCACACACAUAGCCUUACAGAUGCCCGAAAGCCGAUUAAGGAGCGGUGAAGCUAGUCCCACCUCAGACGUCAAAGAGGACACGGGUGAUAUAUUUGACUCAGUUUGUUUUGCUUAAGACACCUUGAGGGAGCAACAGUGGCUUUCAGCAACAUCUUGCCCAUACCAGCAUUUAGAAGUUUCCUGGGAAAUAUGUAGACACUAGAACUAAUAAUUCUCCAGCUAUGCAUCUUUAUUUGGCAGAGAGCUGAGGGGUGGUACCUACCAAGUCUCCUGAGGCUAGACAAAAAGUUUGAGUUGCAUAAGUGCCUGACAUUUAAAAAAUAAUUUUAAAAAACCCUGUAUAUAUAUGUGUGUUCUGCUAAAACAAAUAACAUUGCACAGGUAUGGAAAUGACAAAGGAGAGAGGGGAAAUCCUGCCUUAAACUUCAGAACUUUGAUAUGUUUCCAGGAAAAAGUGUUACUCUUUAAACGGACAGGUUUACUUAGUCAAAAGAUUGCUGAGAAAGAAUGUUCCAUUUGACAGGCCUAGUUUUCGCUUUCUUAGUUUACUUUCUUUGUACAGACUUGCCAAAUUGUGACAUCUAGCAUAGUAUUGGUAAAAGCAAUUAUCUUAUCAGUGCUUGGACUAAUGAACGUUUCAGCACUGCCUGUGAGUCUUGAGGCACCCUUUUUAUGGCUUAAAUAUGGUGCUAGCUUGUAUCUGUACAAACAAUGAAUUUAUCAUGCACCCAGAAGUAACCACCUAUUUAAAGUGUGCACACUUUGAUAUGAUUGAUUCGUGCCAAUAUAAGAGAUUCAAUGUUGUAAGAGUUCAAAUUAACUUAUUUAGCUGCAUUUGGACAUUUACAUUUGCCGAUUCUGUGCAAGAUCCCUCUUCUUUACUAUCAACUUCUGGGAUAACGAUCUCUCUGGGUAUGAAUGAAGUUACGGUAGGGAUAAUUUUUAAAUUGGCUAUUAACGUGCCAACAUUGUAAUGUGGGUUUGAUUCCAAACCAAAUGAAUGUAUUAAAGGGGAUGUCAGUAAAUUAUUUUGUCAAUACCCAGACAACUAGUGCUGCAUAAAAUGUUUUGCUUUCAUUUUUUAUUACAGUGACUUAAAAUAACCUAAGUAUUUUAAUACAUCAAGACAAGAACUAGAGAUUUUAUGUAAAAAAUAAAAAAUAAAACACAGCAUGUAUUAUUAUGCACUUGAUUUCUCUGCUGUGUGGAGAAAGCAAUAAGCAUUGAGAAUGUUAAACAUUAUGCAAAAUAUACUUUAAAAUAUUUGUUUUAAAAAUACUGUACCUAGUCGGUCUUUUAUGCAUUACUUUGUUAACCUUUUUUCUAUGCAAAAGUCUUUACAUAUCACUAAUUAAACGAAGUCCUUUUUGACUGCG